UGAUCGUUCUGUCAAAAUGGAGUACCAGGUACUGGUACUCGUAGGACACAGUGUACUAGAGUACCGGUACACCCGCACAACGGUCAAUUAUUAGACAAGAACUGGCACUGGAUCAUUCCAGUUUACUCCCAGUCCCGAAGCAGCUGGCAUGCCAACUCGUCGAAAAUGCUUCUGUAGAGUUUCCCAUGGUAGCUUUUGGGUAGUGAAAGUCAGAACAUUGCAGAAUGCCUUGGAGAAGAGAAUGCGAUUUCUUCAGAGGCCUGCCAGUCACCACUGUUUUAAUCUUCUUGCCGCUGACAGCUCCGCUGACCAACAAGCUACUACUGUAGUAGUAGUAGUAGUGCUACCUCAAAAUAAGCCACAGACCUAUCCAAGCUGCUGAACGCCAAGAUUAUCCUUUUGCUACAGUUGGUAAAGUAAGUAUCAUGGAAGACGGUCUCGAGAACCACAGCCACAACGAAGGAGUUGGUGGUGAACAUGGGGACGCACUGGUAGCCCAUGGAGACCAAGAUUAUGUUGCACCAGAAGAAGGAGAAGAAUCAGAGGUGGCUGACUUUCAUGAACGAAUAUUGAGUUGUGAUGACCCUCGUCGGAUGGAGAUCUCCCCAGAAGAACGAGAGUGGGCUGAAGACAUCAAGGCAGUGAUUGAGGGAAUUGAAGAGAUUGACAAUUUAUCGGACUUUAUGUAUGCUCAAUUGGCCAUCAUCCAUGGAGAAGAUAUCAGUACUGCCGUGGAGAUUGCCAAUAGAUUACAGGAGGCAAGACAGGAGUAUGAUAUAGAGGAGACCUUUGAAGAUGGGGUUGUCAAGCUUCAAAAAUUGAUAAGAUUGUGCCCAAAGGCUAACAUGUACUUUGGAUACAACAAUGAAAGAGGAUGCUACACCCAGGUCUUUGACUAUGGAAAACUUGACAUGGAUUUGAUGAAGCAGGAGAAGAAUGCACAUGCCACCAUCGCAGCCAGCUAUUACCAGUAUCAUUGCUUUGCUCCUGACUUCGAAGCAGUGCGAAAAGGAACAAUCUGGAUUGCAGAGUGCCAGGGGUAUCAGUGGAUGCCAAAAAGGGGAGGUCUCAGGUAUUCAGAAAGAUUCUGGAACGACUUGGGCAGCGCUUAUCCGCAGACAAUCCAAGAAUACAACUGUUUUCACACUCCUGCCAUGUUCAAUGUGAUGAAAUCAAUGUUGCGACCCUUUAUUGCGCAGGACAUUUAUUCCAAGAUCAAUUUGGGGUGCAGCUUUCCUGGAGGUAGGCUCGAUUCAGUCUACAUGAUUCCCACUCCUCAAAUUGCUGAGCAACGUGUCCUCUCAAAAUGGCAUGAGGCACUUGAAUUGCGAUUCGCCAAUGAACAGUCUUUUGCUUUAUAGAUAUUCCAUGUAUGGGAUGGGUAGCAACUAGAGUGGUUCGCAGCCACCCAACCGACGUCUCACAAGGCUCUUCUGUGGGAUCAUGGAUAGGAAGCUCCAAGCCUGCAGUUGUUUUGACAUCAUCUCAUACGAGAAAUUCGUUGGCACAUUUUAGUACCUUUUCUUUUGAGAUAGCUAGCUAGCUAGGCCAAAGAUCAAAUCGUACCGGUAGCCAAUUGCACCGGUAGGAUCUCAGCCAUGG
Messenger RNA from Seminavis robusta, 1602 nucleotides. The record is from the annotation of a GenBank genome assembly. Lineage: Eukaryota; Bacillariophyta; Bacillariophyceae; Naviculales; Naviculaceae.